AUCAUGAACUUAAUUGCUCAACGGCAGCGAUGCGUCACAUUGGUUCAUCACUUGUCGAUCCUUACAGCGCUAUAUCGGGAGCUGCGGCUGCCUUAUAUGGUCCGCUCCAUGGUGGUGCUAAUGAGGCUGUAUUGAGAAUGUUAGAGGCAAUUGACUCGGUCGAUAAUAUACCAACAUUCAUUCAAGAAGUAUUUGAUGUCUGUGGUCGUGAACCUCUUAUAGAUGUUGCAAUUGCAUUGGAAAAAGCAGCAUUAGAAGAUGAAUAUUUUAUACAACGAAAGCUUUAUCCUAAUGUUGAUUUUUACUCAGGAUUAAUUUAUAAAGCUAUGGGAUGGUUAGCCCAUUGGAAAGAAUCAUUAGAAGAUAAAGAUGCUAAAAUUUGGAGACCAAGACAAGUUUAUGUUGGUCCCAGUGUUAGAUCUUAUGUUCCUUUGGAACUUCGAGACAGUGAUAGUAAUAUUUCGGUAGCAAAAGUACUGCAUCCAUUUAGUAAGAGAACGUCGGUUGCCACAUUUGAUGACAAGAUUGAAUCAAAAUUAUAA
Molecule: messenger RNA, 542 nt
Organism: Racocetra fulgida
Lineage: Eukaryota; Fungi; Glomeromycota; Glomeromycetes; Diversisporales; Gigasporaceae
Source: the annotation of a GenBank genome assembly